GCCCCCUUCUGCCACCGUCAGAUAACUGUGUCCAAGUUCGACAACUUGUGUAUCGCGCUGACUGCCACCGUGAUAGUUAUAGGAAAGCACACAAAUACAUAACUGUAUACAGGCCAAUAGAGGAGGGGAAUAAGGACUACCAGCAAAAAGGGCUCGGCCAACUUUUAGGAAUCUCGAUCUAAGCCAUCAAAGAACCAACAACUGUCGCCAGUGACUAAGGAACUAUCUGACUAUGAAUGUGCGCGAGAAAAAUGUGUUUCACUCAAUGUUUCUAGUUGUGUGCGUGUUGACAGCACUCUGCUCACAAGACAAUGUGUUUGUACUAUCACAACAUGUGGAGGAAAGUUUGCCCCACAAUUCCAGGGAUCUUAUUAUGCGAGAAGAUGGCCAGGAGAUGUUUUACAAUGUCGAUAUUGAUAAAUACCAAGCGCUCGGAAUAAAAUGUCCUCAGCCGGAACCUCCCGAGAAUGGUUUUAUUGUCGGAACGGGAACACGAGUUGGUUCGGUAGUCUACGUACGCUGCAAGGAAGGCUUCAGGCUGGAAGGACCAACAGUUAUGGCUUGUGUGCCAACACCAAAAUCAGCCCACUGGGACCCUAGAAUAAGGAGAGAGUGUGUUGAAGGUGGAACUUAUUUUAACGAAGAGACCAACAUGAAUGAAGAUAAAACAAUGGAUCGAGGAACAUUACUUAAACACCCAGACAACAGGCCAAUGGAAAACAGUAAUCCCAGUUUUAUUGGUCCCAAAGCCCAUGCUUACUGGACACGUCACCAAAGCAAAGUGGAACAUGAGUCUGAAGAAGAAGAGAACCAAGGACAAGAAGAAGACUAUGACCAGAUAGCUGACCAAUGUCUUCACCUGCCAGACCCUGGACCAUGUCGAGCCUCCUUCAAGCGCUUCUACUUCAAUAAGGCCACAUUUGAAUGUUACCCUUUUAUCUAUGGUGGCUGCCUUGGAAACCAUAACAAUUUUGAAUCUAUAGAGGAUUGUCACCUGACUUGUUUAAAACAUGACUAAAAAGUCAACCAUAUGGCUGCCAUUAAACACAAGAGCUGUUACAUCUUUCCAUUGAUACAGUUUAAAAUUAGUUCUUUAAAUCUUUUUUUUUUAGUUAAUUUAAUCACUAAAUGUAUGAAGUGAAAGUGUCUUACAUCAAUAUUUUCAAAUCAUGUUCUGAUAUGAAUGCAGCAUCUCUUAUCCAUAGGAGUGUAUCUAACGAGACAUGUAUAUUGCUAUAUAAAUAUAUUGUAAUUUGAGUGCUUCAAAAUAUGGAAUGCUGGUCAGUAGAACAUCAGUAUAACCCGUAUAUUUUAAAAUUUAUUUCUAUGAAGUAGUGCAGUUUUAUUAUUAAAUUACAUUGCACAUAAUUUUUCUGUUAUCUGUACCGGUACCUUUAUUUUUUUUCAUUACAUGUGGUGUACAAGCGAAUGUAUGUAUGUGUUUUUUUUUUUUUUUUUGGUUGUUACUUUCUCUAUUGUUAUUAUUACUUUCUCCAUUGUUAUUAUUAUUUCCUUAUUGUUAUUUUUCCUUUCUUUAUUGUUAUUAUUCCUUUCUUUAUUGUUAUUAUUUCUUUCUCUAUUGUUAUUAAUAGAUCAGAUGUGCAUGAUUGUGUUGUUACAUUUUUUUUUUUGGUUUACAUUAGUUUUUUUAUGACACUAUUGUAAAGUGAGCUAAAUGUUAUUGCCACUUUUCCCCUGCCAUUUAGCCAUUCUAGUCCUCGCACUCCUGUUGCUUGGAAUGAUUAAAAUGUGUCAAGUUAAUUCCUGGCUAUAAACUAGACAAUUUUUACUUGCCUGUGUGAACAAUAAGAAAAGUUACAUAAUGGAAUGAGAUCUAGAUUGUCUGAGCAUCAUCAAAAAAAAGCGUUAGUAUUAUUAAAAGUGUUUCUAGAUGACAGAAAUUUCUUAGAAUGUGACUAGAAUUAAUUUUUUUUUGGUGUUGUGAGUUUUAACUAAUGUUAUGUAGAUCUCUCCAUGUAUUCUGUCAAGUGAUUUGCAGAAAUGAUUUUCAAAAAAUACAUUGUUUCAAACUUGUUUAUCUCAUUAGGAUCAGUUUGUUAAACACCCAGAAAAUCAAUUUAAUCAUAAGUUUAAGUCAGUAAUAUCUAUUAAGAAGUUCCCCUUUCUGACCAUGUGGUCUGUAGGGCAGCUGAUGGAAAGGUAAUGCGUUUCUGUGGCCCACAGUUAAAGAGGGUGUUGUGUGGCCUGCGCAACAACCAACCGCUUUUACUUUUCCCCAACUAUUGCCAGGUACCCAUUAGAGCUGGGUGGACUUAAAAAUCCCAGUCUUGAACAGGAUUCAAACACAGGACCUCUGGUUAGGAACCCAAGCACUUUACCACACAACCAUCGCUCAUACAUAAAGCCUUGCUGAACUAGAGAACAUUUGUGACUAAUUCAUGUCAUCCAUUUCAAACUUAUAUCCAACAUUUUCUUAAAAAAAGAACAAUUAUGAAGAAAUAUAUAAAUUGAUUUUAUGGAAUUCUCAAGCUGUCAAUAUAGAAAAUAUGCUAAAACAUCAUGGUGUAAAAACAUUAGACCUAUUUGAUGUUGUCCAAACUUAACCAAAUAAACAUUUAAUAUUCUGUAUUUUUUUUUUAAAUCUUUAGCUUAAAUCAUAUUUCAAUGACAACUAAAUAAGACUUAAAAACUAGUCAGAAACAACAAUCAUGUGCUUUUGUUAAACACCCAAAAAUCAAUUUAAUCAUAAGUUUAAAUCAGUAAUUUCUAUUAAGUAGUUCCCCUUUCUGACCAUGUGGUCUGUUUGGCAGAUGAUGUAAAGCAAUGCGUUUCUGUGGCCCACAGUUAACGAGGGGGAUGUGUGGCCAGCACCACAACCAAUUGCCAAAACAGUGUUUUAGGUCUAAAUUUGCUAUUUUUUCACUCACGAGUUAAGAGCAAUUUUGUGUUAAAUUUCUCUAUCAAAAUCUGUCAACUAAGACAUUAAUUUUACUACCGAAAUCCAAACUGUCGAACAAGAUAAAAGCCUGUAUGACUAGAUCUUUGUCACCACACACUAACAAUCAGUAGUCCCAUCCUUCUGUUUAUAAUGUCUACCUGUAGAUUAUACAAUGAUGUUCUGCUAUAUGACCCUUGAAUUGUGAUUUGACAUUAAUUUAUCAGUAUUAUAUUUUUAAUUUAUUGGAUGUUUUGUUUGUAUGCAUAUCAUACUAAGUGUAUAUACCAUCGUUUGAACAUGUAAGUUGUUGAACAGUAUAACCAAUACUGAUGGAGUACUGUAGGCUACUGGUCAUUCUUAAACAGAACUAAAUUGUCAAAAUAUGUAUAGCAGUAUGUCAUUAAAAUGUGGAGUUGGAACAAUA
Biomphalaria glabrata is the source of this 3323-nucleotide messenger RNA. RefSeq names its product amyloid-beta A4 protein-like. Gene Ontology annotation, molecular function: serine-type endopeptidase inhibitor activity. The record is from RefSeq and is a predicted model, not a curated record. The coding region runs from base 233 to 1018 and encodes 261 amino acids. The transcript is spliced from 4 exons. Lineage: Eukaryota; Metazoa; Mollusca; Gastropoda; Planorbidae.